UGCGAGGACGUGCCGCCAUCCGCCACCCGUUUCCCGUUCCGCCACGCGUGAUUUUUACGCGAAAGUUCAAAGUUCCGCGGGAAAGUUCCGGGCUACGCACGCCGAUUCCUCCAAGUGUACGAUGAAAGGGAAAAAUCGGUUGUGAUUUUUUUCUCUCUCGGGUGCGGCGUUUUACGCCUGAUUGAUAGUAUGAUUGAAGGUGAUGAUCGGGAUUUCGACCGAAUUUUUUAAGCUCAGUCGUAUGAAUUUGAGACAAUUUUCCACACGGAGAAGCACUGAACGUGUUUCAGGCUUCUACUAGAUUCUUCCCUUGAUUCGCGUCUCAUUAAGGGUGCAAUUUAUGGUGAUGAUCGAUUGUCAACGAACAAUUUUUCAAGUUCGAUGAGCUGAUUGGAAUUUUAAAAAGUCCACUGCUUGGUCUAGUUUCACUCCUGGUUGAUGGCAUAUUUUACGGUGACGAUCACAUGUGAACCAAUAAUUUUUUUUAAAGUAAAUGAUUAAUACUCAAACGGCAUUCCAACAAGUGAUUCUAAGAAGUGAUAGGGCUUCGGAUAGUUUUUUCCACUAGUUUUUGCUCCAAAAAUUGUGCUAAUACCUGUAACAGAGUAAUUUUUUCAAAAUUUUGAAAUGAAAUUGAUUCGACCCAUGCGAGAGAAAAUUUAAAACGUCUCAGACGAAUCAUUUAUGAUUUUGGUUACUAUAAUAUUCAGUUAAUUUAUCCAAAUUUGAGAGUUAUCAACCUAAUCCAUCACUCGAAUCAGUUUUUUUCCCCCUUGUGGUUUUUCAGAUGGGAGGAGAUUCGAUUUUGUUGUUAGUACAUAUACCACUCCAACCGGUAAUUACGGGCAACUAACAGUGUUUCAAUUUUAUUCGGUGAUAUUUCUACACUUCUGACGCACGCACUAAUUUUUCUCAUCAUCAUAGGAUACCCACAUAUUUUUGGACAUCCUACCGUUCAUCAUCCAAACCCAUUCGGAUUUAAGGUCCAGGCCGUCGGACAGCGUACACAAAUAUGUGCGGCGCUAAAAAUUUCAAAACUUUCGGUGAAUGAUGUCUCCAUAGUGCCAUGAGGACUGCUAACUCGAAAGCCUUUUAAGGCCUUUUUAGGCCUUUUCAGGCAUUUUAAUGAGGUGACGCGCAAUUCACACGUUUGCGCAUAACGCGCGACACGUUAGCUUCUCCAGGAGCUGAACUCAUUCCGAAGCAAUGUUGCCUGUUUAUUGUUUCACUCUUAUCUUCACAUUCCUCGUGAUGACAGGAACGAUCAAGUUGGUUGACAGCCUUCGGGACGUGAAGGUGAUCAUUCCGCAGGCCGUUAAAAGGGGCGACAACGCGGUAAUGGAGUGCUUGUUCCACCUGGAAGGAGACUCACUCUACUCGGUCAAGUGGUACAAGGGAAAGCGGGAGUUCUACCGACUCACUCCCAAAGAGAAUCCCAGUAUGAAAGUUUUCCCGAUUGCCAGUUUGCCUGAACUUCAAGUACAAAGAGACAAAUCGAACCAGUCACAAGUGGUGCUAUCUAACGUGGUGCCAAGUUUAUCUGGUAGAUACAGUUGUGAAGUAUCUGCGGACGCUCCAUCGUUUCAUACUGCCAUCGUGUCAGGAGAUAUGAAUGUUGUCGAUCCACCCAAAUCUAGUCCAGUAAUCACAGACGUAAAGGAUAGGUAUCGGGUGGGGGAAGUUCUGCAUGCAACUUGCACGUCCCGAGGGUCCAGACCGGCAGCCAAUCUCACUUGGUACAUCAACGGUGAACAGGCCUCGCGGCACUGGGUUCGGGCGAUGAAAGUGAGCGUUGACCCGACGACAGACCUGGAGACGUCAUCCUCGACGCUGGAGCUGAAGGUGACGCCGCGGCACUUCAACGCCGACGGCGACCUCAAGAUCCGGUGCACGGCCAACAUCCACGCCAUCUACUGGCAGACGACGGAGAGGAGCGCUGAGCAGGAGCUGGCCCGCCACGGCGCCGAUCGCGAUCAUAACCGACACAGGCACGAGUCCCAGGACAAAGCUCGCAGCCCCCAAGACAUCCAGACCAACCAGAUACCCUACCCAACAGCGACCCAGAUGUCAAGCCAAGGAUUCCGCGCGGAGAAUAAUAUUUUUUGCAGCGGCUUCAAUGCUUUCCUAGUCAUGCUGUUUGCUUUCAGAAUCUACUAAUCCGUACUUACUAUCGUCUAAAAUAAGUAGAAUAUUUUAAAAUCAAAUCAAGUUAAAUAUCUACUGAUCGGCAUCCAAGGAAGCUACUUGUCAGUGAAUACUGGUAAUCAGUGUAUAGUACUGCCGUGCUAAGGAAGAGCGCCGUAUGAGCCUUGAUACGUUGCCAAAUUUCCCUGGAUAAGAUACGAAUUUGUAGGAACAUAUGUGAAGAUUCUUUCUCCAAUUUUUCAGAGAAUUUCAUUCGCAACUAGGUCUAAAUUAUCUGAAAGUCUCGAGAGUAAACAUCCACAACUCUCCUCAAAAAUGAGCAUUUUAUAGUCGGAAAUUUGGCAACUCUCGAAUGUUCAUACCGCGUUUUUCCUAAGCACGGCAGUGUAGCUCUCUGCAGCGGCCAUGAACUUCUAAAGCGUGGGGUUCCGUCAUUACAGAAAAAAGAAGUUCGAUCAUUUUCUUUGAAAAUUUAAAUGCUUCUAUUCGUUUUCGACACCGAAAAAUGCUCUUCAAGACAAAAUAGCGUUGUACUGAAACUCAACUUAGGUUAGUCUAAAUUUAUUUCAGAUCAACUCAAACAUGACUUGCUGUAAUUUAGUUUGAUUAAAUUAAUUCAAUUUUUUCUAGACAAUCGCUCUGAAACAGUUGUCACGGGACUUUUAACUUCUGUGGAUAUUGUAUAUUUAUAUAAAUUUAGAUGACUUCUACGAUGGCCCGAUGUCAAUUUUCUGAGUUUAUUCUUUACUUCUUGAAACAUUUUUAAAAACAAAGUUUUGGUCUACUCCAAAUCGCCAGGCAAAAGUAUGAAAUUCACUCUUUGAAAGACUCACAAAGAAAUCUUUUUGGAAGUAAAAGUGUCCUAUCUCUGUCGGACGAUGUGUGUCUCAGACUCAGUUUAAUUGUGUGAAAAUUUCUAAAAGAGACCUCCGCAAUAAAAAUUGAGCACCAAAGUACCUAAAAUUGAAAAGUUAGAACGAUAGAAUUAAGUUCUAGUAUGUCUAAUCCAUUAUAGAUUAUGCCAAAGCAACUGAAAAUAAUGCAUGUGCUGCCAAAGGAGAGAGUAAAUAUUUUCCCCAGAAUUCAUUUAUCAUGGGCAUACUUUGUUGAAUACUGGAAUUCAUGCAUAUUGUGUGGAAAAAAACUCAAAAAUUCGUUGAUUCCAUGCCAUUUUCUUUAAAAAUAUUCCUGAAAUGACCGGUGCCAAGUGAAAUCGCUGACCCCUAAAUCGGGUUGUGCUUCAGACCAUUUCCAAAUUUUAAAAAUAAUAUUUUUGUAUAGAGCUUUAUUCUAAAAGAUAUUUUCUCUCUUUACUUCUAAUGACCCCCUUUUCGUUCCUUCCUUCAAAAUGUUCUUAUUUUGAAUAUUCAAAAAAUUCCCUAAAUUUUUCAAACUUUUUGUGCAAAGUGUAAAUAGUCAUGUCUGGUUAGAUAUGUAUAAAAUUAUAUUGCCCCUACUUUUUCUCUCUUUUUGGAAGAAAGGCGGCUGCUGUCUGAUCGCAGCACCAAGCUGAGAUCAGCCGUGAGAGGAAAUUUAAGAUUCAAGUCGGCGAGUUUUUAUUUUCACUGUAAAGUAUUAACUAUCUUUUCAGAAUCUUAAACUAUAUGUAGACCAAUCAUUAAAUGUAUUAACAAUGUAACUACCACUAGGUGGGUGCGCAGAAUGUUUCAGAAUUAGGGUCUGCAGCUUCCCCUAAGAAGAUCCUCUGAAUUUAAUCGAAAUGACCACAAAAAUAGUUCCUAAGACUACUACGCUAAAGAACCUCUACUUCUAGCCUCCCCCUCUCAGUCUAUUCAAAUAUUAAAGGAAUUUCCUGUGACGCCUGAAUUUUUUACGUGCGCCCUCUUGAAAAAAAAUGACUAAAUAUUUGGUUUGCGACUUGGGAAAUAUUUUAGUGCUUUGUGACGGUGUGCAUAAUAAAAGUCAGAACUAUUUCUUUUCCCACUGCUUACUGUUUUUCAAAUGUGAUUCGAGAAAACGUUUUUCUCAUCAAUAUAUCUUGCCUUGUAAAUAGCUCUUGCUUAGCUGUGAUUUUUCUCGUGUAUUAAAAUGCCGCUAUGUUAAAUUGAUAUUUAUUGUAUGUUGAAGACUCCAUCUCAAUUUUCAUGAAAGAACGUGUUGAUAUUCUAAUGAUAAACAAAGUUGUUUCAUUUUUCUCUUAUGUUGGCAGUAGGUAUGAAUUUUGACUUUGUAAGUUCAAAAAUAGUGAUCUAUAUUUCACCAAUUGUAACGAAAUGCAUUCGUAUCCCGCUGAAAACAGGAUUUGUUAACAGCCAAUCUCUGCUGAGCUGAUUUCACACAGCCGAGCAUGAAGUAGAAUAAACGCGAAAAAAAAUCUUAGAUCUUCGCAAGUAGAUUUCAUCAUUUCAUUUUUCAAUGUUAGAUCAAUUUUAAAAUAUUGGAAUAAUUUAUAAAUUUUCGAAUGGAAAUCAACACUUUAAUGUCACGAAUUACAAUAUGAAGAUUUGUUUCGUAGAAUAAUUUUUCGCAUCCGUUGCAUGUCUUAGAAAGUUUCGAUAACUGAAGGUUUUACCGCUUUAAGUAUUGAUUUCGAGAUAGAAUGCAUAUCUUAGUAGGCGUCGACAAGAGAGCAGUUCCUUUCGGAUUUUCCGGGGCUUGAAGGACUAGGCACAUAAAUGCAGUUUUUGCUAUUUCAAGAGCUAUGUGUAUGAAGUCUCAAUAUUGCACGGAUAUAGUCUUCUAGCGGGAAGAGAGCGCGAACUCACUUUUUGAUGCUCAAAAAACAUUUUAACACUUAUAUUAGUUGAAAUAAUGAAUACCUCAAAUUUUUUUCCAAAAAACUACACUUAUGCGCCUUGUCCUCAAAGUCCCGCAACUUUGCUUUGAUCAACUUCUCAAAAAAAAAAAAAAAAAAUUAGGGUUUUAAUUUCUGACGGGAGAACACCUAUCGUAAUCACGGAACUAAAAUUGCGAAUGGUUUGUUUUACUGUUGUGCCAAAAAAAAAGAGAAAAAAAGUGAGGAUACAUUAUAUCUAGCAGAUUUUUGAACUUUAAACCUAAAGGCGGAAAAACUUUUGUUUUGAUCGAAAUUUGACCACCUCUAUGACAACAAAUGUUUGUAAAACACUCCUCUAAAUGGACUAAAUUUUGCAACGAAGAACUAAUUUUUCUAGCUCAUCCUUAAUUGCACCUACCUGCACAGACAGACAAAUGCCACAUACUUUUUGUGAUAUAUUCGUCGGAGUUUGUAGUUAUUUAUUGAUCAAUUUAGUCCAAAUAGUGUUACCAAUGUCUCUUUUCUCAAUUUUUCUGCACUAUGGACCCUAUAUGAGGACUCUUCGCUUGUGCAGUCAGUAAUAUGUAAUUUUGAUGUAUAUUAACUGCUACUUGUAUGUAUUGAAAACUUUUCUGUAAAAUUUAAUUGUAAAAUAGAUGAAGAUGACCAAAUAAA
Messenger RNA from Bemisia tabaci, 5557 nucleotides. Lineage: Eukaryota; Metazoa; Arthropoda; Insecta; Hemiptera; Aleyrodidae. The record is from RefSeq and is a predicted model, not a curated record.